AUGGAUUCGGAUCUUCAAAAGCAGGUGGGCCAGCUCUUCGCGGUGGGGUUCCAUGGCUGCACUCCAAGUCCUGAAAUCAAAACAUUGAUCCAUGACUACCAUGUCGGAGGCAUUGUUCUCUUCAGGCGCAAUUUUCAAGAUGCAGAACAGCUACAGGCAUUAACGUCAGCUUUACAACAUGAAGCCAAACUUGCUGGACACCAGCGGCCAUUGUUGAUCGGACUUGAUCAGGAGAAUGGUAUUGUCACUCGAAUCCCUCCCCCGAUGGCUGCCCAGGUACCGGGGCCUAUGGCACUGGGUGCUACGCAUGACCCAGAGUGUGCAUACAGUGCGGGGAAAGCCACAGGGGAAACUUUGAGUUUCUUCGGCGUCAACAUGAACUAUGCGCCAGUCUGCGAUAUCAAUUCAGAGCCUUUAAAUCCUGUCGUUGGCGUCCGCAGUCCUGGUGAUGACCCGGAAUUUGUUGGCCGGUUUGCGAGUGCGGCCGCGCGGGGUCUACGGGAACACAACGUUGUCCCGAGUGUAAAGCACUUUCCUGGACAUGGAGAUACAGCGGUUGACUCACAUUAUGGACUGCCUGUUAUUUCAAAGACAAGAGAUCAGCUGGAACGUUGUGAGCUAAUUCCAUUCAGAAGGGCGGUCGCUGAAGGCAUUGAGGCCGUCAUGACUGCCCAUAUCUCGCUGCCGUGUAUCGAUCCUAAGCGGCCUGCAACGCUAUCCCCAUCUGCUAUGGGUAUACUGCGCACUGACAUGGCUUAUGAUGGUAUGAUCAUCACAGACUGUCUGGAGAUGGAUGGGGUUCGUUCCACGUUCGGCACUGAAGAAGGCUCGGUGCUGGCAUUGUGCGCUGGUAGCGAUAGUAUCAUGAUAUGCCAUACCUUUGAUGUGCAGGUGGCUUCAAUCAAGAGGGUCUGUGAAGCAAUCAAAUCCGGCACUAUUGAUCAGUCACGGCUGGCGGACGCUUGUCGCCAUGUUGCUACCGUGAAAGACAAGUUUCUGAACUGGGAUGCUGCCCUACGGCGAUCCAAUCUCGCAGACCUAAGCUCACUCAACAACAGCAUUGCCGAGACCACAAUGGACAUAUACUCUCGAUCGACCACGCUUGUUCGUGACAAAAAUAACGUCCUCCCACUGUCAAAGACUUCAAUCAUCAUCUUUUUGUUUCCUGGAGAUAAGACUCCGGUUGGCGGUGCUGUCGAUGGCGAAGGAACAGGUAGGCAAGGUUUUUAUCAGUCCAAAAGAUAUCUGGAUGUCCUUCGGCAACACAACAAUUCCAUUGCUGAGAUCAAGUAUGGGGAGUCUGGUCUGACAUCGGAGCAAUGGCGGGCCAUUGAAGUCGCCGAUGUUGUGAUAUUCACUUCACUCAAUGCGAGGGAGUCGUCAUACCAAGAAUCGCUUGGCCUCGAGCUUGCUCAGCGUGUGAAAUCAGUGGUACAUAUUGCUAUCUGUAAUCCUUAUGACUUCCUCGAUGCACCCAGCAUCAAGACAUAUAUCACCACAUACGAGCCGACUGUCGAGGCAUUUUCAGUGGCUGCAGAUAUUAUGUUCGGAGCACUUAUUCCGACAGGUGCUCUUCCAGUGGGACCGAAUGCUUUGACCAUGACCUCUGCAGUAGUGACGCCAUUCGACGCACAAAGAGAUUUGGAUGAGAUAAUCGGCGUCUGGGCCGUGUCUCUCCCGUCCUACCCUAUUCCUACUGUAAGCCUGCGGUCUUUGAUAGUGCGUCCGCACGGCCAUCACUUCGUUGCGCGCAUGGGAUCGAAGCUAGUAGGCUUCUGUCUCGCCUAUACGAAUGCCCACGGUGCACCAAACACCGCAUACAUCGCUGUUCUUGCUGUAUCGCCAGAUUACCAACGCCAAGGUGUUGGGAUUUCCUUGCUAGAGGAAACGAGAGCAUGUUUCCGCGCAAAGUUUUCCCUCAAUACGGUGAAGCUGGGUAGUUCGUUCCCUCGCUUCUGGCCUGGGAUUCCUCGGGAUCUCCCAGAAACAGUCCAACAUUUCUUCACCCAUCGGGGCUUCCGACUCAAUCCUCCCAGUGCCCGAUCAGUUGAUCUGUACCAAGAUAUUCGUGAUUUCCAUUCCCCAGAAAAGUACGUCACUCGUGCCCGAGAACGCGGCUUCCGCUUCGCGCCCUUGAAGUCGGAGGAUUAUGAGGCCUGCCUGGUUGGCCAAAGGAGAAACUUUUCAGAUAAAGGUGGCUGGGUGGAAGCCUACGUCACGCUGCAUCCCGAUAAGUAUCCAGACUGCGUGAUGACAGCGUUCGACUCUCAAGGUCAACAAGUCGGGUGGACGCUGAUGCUUGGUCCCUCGGAUGCACUGAAUGAGGGCUGGGCUUUCCCACAAACCUGUGGUCCAAACACAGGACUGAUUGGUGCGGUAGGAAUUGACGAGGCCCACCGCAAGCACGGCAUUGGGCUGGCCAUGAUUUGCCACGCCAUCGAGAACAUGAAGCAACGCGGCAUUGAAGGCGUAUUUGUGGACUGGGUUGCAUUGGAUGGAUGGUACGAACAAGUUGGCUUUGAGACCUGGCGGAGCUACAGGCCCGGGGAGCUGUGA
Molecule: messenger RNA, 2556 nt
Organism: Penicillium bovifimosum
Lineage: Eukaryota; Fungi; Ascomycota; Eurotiomycetes; Eurotiales; Aspergillaceae
Exons: 4
Coding region: 1-2556 (851 amino acids)
Biological process (GO): peptidoglycan turnover; carbohydrate metabolic process
Molecular function (GO): acyltransferase activity, transferring groups other than amino-acyl groups; hydrolase activity, hydrolyzing O-glycosyl compounds
Source: RefSeq, a predicted model, not a curated record